AUGGAAGACCUACCCAAUUCCUUGAUCGUAAGGUUACCGCCACAAGGUCCGGCCUCCGAUGCUUUCUCUUCUGCGCCACGGGAAAAGCACAAUAAAAAGAGCAUUCGCCCUCCAGUACUCUUGCAUCGCGAACACGAAGAACCACACGGCUAUCUCAGCCAAUGGUAUCUCUCGUCCUUCACAGACCCGACAACGAAUCAAACCUACAACUGUGCAGAGCAAUACAUGAUGCACCACAAAGCCCUCUUUCGCGAUGAUCUCACAACCGCAGCCUCUAUUCUCGCAACACCAUACCCGAAAGACCAAAAAGCGCUUGGUCGUUGCGUGGCAAAUUGGGACGAUGAAGCUUGGGAUGCAGUCAAGGAGAAGGUCGUCGAGGACGGAAGCUAUCUCAAAUUUUCCCAGAACAAAGACUUGAAGGAGAGGUUGUUGAUGACAGGAGAAAGAGAGCUGGUGGAGGCGAGUGCGAGUGAUCGAGUUUGGGGUGUUGGGUUCAACGCAAAGUCGGCAUUGUCAAAAAGGGACGAAUGGGGUUCGAAUCUGCUAGGUAAGUGUUUGAUGAGAGCGAGAGAGAGGGUCAAGGAAGACGAAGCAAAAAGAGUAUGA
Molecule: messenger RNA, 606 nt
Organism: Aureobasidium pullulans EXF-150
Lineage: Eukaryota; Fungi; Ascomycota; Dothideomycetes; Dothideales; Saccotheciaceae
Product: DUF1768-domain-containing protein
Exons: 1
Coding region: 1-606 (201 amino acids)
Source: RefSeq, a predicted model, not a curated record